This is a messenger RNA of Anneissia japonica, 5983 nucleotides long. RefSeq names its product ribosome-binding protein 1-like. Lineage: Eukaryota; Metazoa; Echinodermata; Crinoidea; Comatulida; Comatulidae. Gene Ontology annotation, cellular component: endoplasmic reticulum membrane. The transcript has 23 exons. The coding region runs from base 140 to 3526 and encodes 1128 amino acids. The record is from RefSeq and is a predicted model, not a curated record.
AGCCAAUCAGGCGUGUUCUUACAGAGGAACAUCGAACUCUGUGUUCAUGUGUACCAUUCGAACUUCCGGCGUAUUGAGUUUUGUGGACGGAGCUAAAGCUGAAGUUUGAAGUUGUCUGCAGACCAUCCUAAAGACUUGAAUGGACGAUAUUGCAGGCAAGCUAGUGGCCAUGGAUGUUUACGAACCCCAGAUGUUUGCCUUGAUGGUAUUUGGUGGAUUUGUUGUCAUCUCGAGUUUGGUGUACCUUGUCUCGGCAUUUGGGACCAAAGAAAAGAGCUAUGAGGAAGCCAUUGCUGAGCAGCGUGCCCAUUUAGAGAAUGAAAAGCAUAGUAAACCCGAUAGCAAAAGUAAAAAGAAGCCGUUUAAUACCCGUAAGAAAAAAAAGCCGGAGAUUGUGCAAGAAGCUCAGUUGAUUACUCCAGCUCCAGUUGUAAUACCUGUUGAUAUCCCAGUGCCACAGGUUAAGGCUCAGAAGGCACCAAAACAGUCGCCUAAACCUAAGGCUGAGAGUGAUACAAAGCAUAAAAAGGAAGCCAAGACUUCUGAAGAGAAGACAACUCCUAAACCAUCGAAAAAGGAGGUUAAAAAGCAGCCAGUAGUUGAGGCUAAAAAGCAGCCAGUAGUUGAGGCUAAAAAGCAGCCAGUAGUUGAGGAGGUUAUCCAGAAAGCGGCGCAAAAGGCUUCUUUCACGGCUCCUCCUCCUUCUCCUCCUCCAAAAAAAGUGGUGGAGGAGACAAUCAAGGCUGCUCAGUCUGAGCCAGUGAAGAGUGAGCCGCCAAAGCUAAAGACAAAGUCUAAGAAGGAAACAACUGUUGUUGCAAGUGGCUCGGUAAAGGAUCUGGUGGCAGACAUCAAAGCAGCUCGUCUUAAUGACAAAGAGAUCCAACAGCUUAUUGAUACGCUGCUCAAACAGAGUGGCCAAGGCAAUGCCGACCAAUGGACAAUGGCAAAUCAACGAUCUGACCCAGUGUCUUCCCUCAAAAGGCAGCUGCAGGAGAAAGAACAAAUGCUUCAUAAUGAGACUUUGUCAACCCAAGCUUCGGCACAAAAGGUGAAGGAAAUUCGCAUGGAGCUGGCACAAGAGAAACAGCACAGCUUAAAGGUAGAUGCAGAUUAUAAGAACAAGAUAUCUUCAUUGGAAAAGGACAUACAGGCAUUACAUCUGCGCAUGUCACAGACACAUGAGCAACACGGUAAAGAAAGUACCGCCUUCCAAAUGAAGGUAAAGCAACUUCAAGCUUUAGUUGAUGAGAGCAACUCUGGAGUGAUACAGCAACUGCGAGAAGAGAACAACAUGCUGAAGACCGAAGCCAACAGAAAUGUUGCUAAGAAAGAGCAGUUAAUGGGUAACGAGCUAGCCCGCCUUCAAGCUGAAAACAAUAAACUACAAACCCAGUUGUCGGGUAGUAAAGACCAUGGCCAUAAGGUCGAUGAGCUGCGCCAUGGUUACGAGAGUAGGAUUGGACAACUGGAACAACAACUCCAACAAGUUCAAGUUACCCAGAAUGAGAAAGAGAAUAUGCUGAGUAAGAGACUGGAGGAAAUGGGCUCUGAACUGCGUACAUCUGAGGAGCAGAAUGUCAGCCUAGCCAGAGACCUUGAGGUUGCCAAAAAUGCCGCCAAGAUGUCAGCUACUGAGGCCGGUCAAGUUAAACAACAGUUCCAAGAGUUACAAAAGUCCAGUAGUGGAGGGUCCGAGGCACUAAGCUCAUUGGAGGCCAAGUUAAAAGCGGUACAUCGUGAGAAAGCGGAUUUGGACGCAAGGCUGGGUAACGUGCAGGCCCACUUUGCCCAGGAGGAACACAAGUUCACCGAAAAGCUCAAAGAGCUUAAGGAUGCCAAUGCGCAGAAUGACGAGUUGAAAGCUAAACUUAAAUCAUCGCAGGAUCAAUUAAGUAACGGAGAGAAGAUGACGAUGGAAAAAGAUAAACAGAUCCAGGACUUAAAGAACCAGAUUAGCUCAUUGGGUAAUCAAGUUACAGAUCUUAAGAACACUUUAGCAAGCAAAACAGAGAAGGACAGCGCCAUCAACGGACAGGUCCAAGAGACAGAGUCAUUAUUAAAAGAGAAAGAAACCUUAAUUAGUGAACUGCAAGAAAAAGUAAAUAGCAGUCAGUCAGACCUUGGAAAACUAAAAGCAGACAUAGAGAAGCAGAAAAAGAAAAAUGAUGCCCUUCGGGAGAAAAACUGGAAGGCAAUGGAAGCCAUCUCGGCAGCAGAAAAAGUAUCGGAAGAGAAAGUGUCGCAGGCACUGAAGGGUGUCAAGGAGCAGUUAGCUGGAGCUGUGACAACUGAGCAAGCAAGUGCUAGGAACACUCUCAAGACACUCUUCCCAGAAAUAAAUGUAGAUUCUAGUUUAGGCCAUUCUGAAUGGAUAGCUGCUUUUGAAUUACAAGCUAAAGAUCAUCUUAGUAAACCAGUUGUCGUAGACCAAUCAGAAACUGUUGAUAAACUUAAUAGUCAAAUAGCUACUGCUGAGGAAGAGAAGACUCAACUAGCUUCUCAGUGUCAACAUUACAAGAAAGUAUUAGCUGAUACGGAGAAAAUCUUGAACCAGCUACAAGCAUCUGUCCAAUCAGAAGAAAGUAAAUGGCAUGGCAAAUUAACUGUGGCAGAAACUGAACUUAAACAGACAAAGACAGAGCUUGCCUCUCUAACAGAAGAGAUUGAGUCGGCCCAAGAGUUGCGUUUGCAGGCAGAUAAAACUGAAAAGUUAAACCAAAAUUUGCUGUCCGAGCUCAAGUCAUCACAGGAAAUAAUUCAGCAACUCUCGCAAGAGAUCAUUUCCGUCUCAAAUGCCAACGAUUCUACAAAUAAAGUUUUGGAAGUAGUCCAAUCUCAGCUGAAUCAAGUUCAAAGCGAUAUUGAUACGGCCAACAAAGAGUCCAUAGACAAGCUAAGUGCUGAGGUUGCAGACUUAAAAACAAAACUUGAAAUUGAGCAAGAGAAAAAUCGAAAGAUGUCCGAAGACCUCUCAAAAGCAGCUGAAUCAGCAGCCGUUCCAAAUGACCAACUCGCAGGCGAUCUUUCCAGGGCCAAAGAGGCUGAAGCCGCAGCUAAGAAGAGUUUAGGAGAGGUGACCGCUGAGCUAGAGUUAGCCCGCAAAGUUGCUGAUGAAUCGGCCAAGGGAGUAGAACAGCUUAAGAAAGAUCUUGAAGCAGCUAAGCAUGCACUGGAAACAGCCAAUGAGCAGAAAAGCAACCCUGGAGAUGAUCUUGAUGUUCUCACAAAGGAAUUAGAAGAGACAAAAGCAGCAUUACAAAAAGAGAAGAACAUGACGAAAGAGCUAGGGACAGCAGCUGCGAAGCUGCAGAACAUGUUGAAGAAGAACCAGGGUCUGCUGACAGCUGAAAGAGACAUCACCAAAGACCUGAAGGCAAAGCUUGGUCAAAUGGAUGCUGAGGGAAAGUCGUCACUCACGGACAAGGAGAUGGAGCAACAGCUAGUAGAUGCCGCUAAAGAGGAUAACUCCCAAAAUGGUAAAGAAGAACCCAAGACAACAGAUGUCACAGGAUCUGCAGUGUAGAGCCUACUCACCAAUCCGUAAAUCACAAAAAAAACAAAAAAAAAACACCAUGAACAAAUUACUGAUUAAUGUAAAGAUGGUAAUGAAUCGGUGAUCCAAUCAAACCAUUUCUACAUUCUAUACAAGAUGGUUAAUGACAGCUAAUAUAUCAGUUUUUUUGGGAAGCGAAUGAAUUGUCUUUUACUCUUUUUUUUGUCUUACUUUUUACUACUUUUUUUCUUUUUAGUAUGUUAAUAGAUUAGAUAUUUUACUAAAGUGAAGAAGAAUGAAUUUAUAUGUCAAGAUUUUAAUGAAUAUUUUUAGGAGGACACAUGACAUUAAUACACAGCUAUGUAUUAUGUUCUUGCUUUGUUUUUGUUACUUUUCUUUUUCUCAUUGUUACAAUGAGAGUAGAAGUGGCUGAUUGACACUGGACAUGGUAUAAAUAAAAUAGAAACAAUUUCUGUAUAAUUAAUAGAAUUUGCACUGCUAGUUAUUGAGACUUUAUAGUAACUGAUGACUGUAUAGCUGUUUGCUUUUUCCCCUUCACAUGAUGGAUACAUUCACAACAGUCUGGUAUUCUCAACUACUAUCCCAAAAAAUGCAAAAAAAUUAGUCUUUGACCAAAAUUUAAGCAAAUUUCAAUAAACAUUUCAAGUAAAAAUUUUAUUUCUAAUAUAAAUUUGAAGUUUUAUGUCGAUGUUUAUAAAAGUUUACAAUUUAAUGAUUUAUAAAUUUGAGGCCUAGACAAGAAUAGAUUUUGACGGAAAGAGAAUUAUAGACUCUACAAGCGCUUUUGUUUUUUACUGUGUUCACUGGAAAUAUCCCUUAAAGAUAAGCAUAUUCGUUCAGUAUAUUCCUUCACCAGCAGUGGAUAUAUUUUCUGAUACAUUAUACAGAGCAUCAUUUAUUAUACGCAAUCUAUUGUUCUUGUUGAUAACUCAUUGUACAGUAAAGAAUUUCUUCAGGAUUCUAAGCUGGAAAGAAUACUAACAAUUUCUUGCAUUUACUUCUGGAGUUUGGAUUCGGGACAUUUCAUAAAUGUAUGAUUUGUCAUCCUGUCCCCCAAAGAAGCUCCAAUUAAUUUAUAUUUCUAGAAAUUUAUGAAUAUGAUAUAGUUCAGAAUUAUGAUAUAAAUUGUUGAAUAGGAAUCCCUUGAGGUCUGCAAUGUAAUCAGUAAUGUGGAAAAAUCUGUUCUAUGUUUAAUCUUCCAAUUUUCCCUUUGCUGAUAUCUCACAUCUUCCAACUUUUCUUUGUUAAACUUGUUUCCUCUGUUAUCUUUAUGAUGAAAAUUUUGCCAGAGAUAUAAAUUUGCCAGGGAUUCAGAGGAAGAACAGCACCUUUCUGUCCAUAUAUAAGUGUGCUGUAGUUUGAAUUUAAAAGUGCAUAUAAAAUAAUUUGUUUUAUACUUUUGACAACUUGCCUUGGUGAUGUUAUAUGUUGCUAGGCAACAUAACUGUCCAGAUUGAAACAGUAAAAUAAAACAAUGUAAAUAAAGUGUAAUGUAUUUGGGUAUAGCGCCCUCAACAUGGAUAACAUCUGACUGUAUUUGUUGAAUGUUAAACUGGAGGUCUAAUUAAUCAAUUUGUUAAUAGAGUAUAAGAAAUUGACAUUAUAUACAGUAGCAAAUUAAUUUAGAACAAAAAUAUAUGGUAUUCAUAUGUAUCAUUGCUUUUUAAAUUAUGAAAUAUGAAACAAAUGGAUAAUGUUCAUGUUUUGUCGGUGUUUAAAAUUAUUUGUGCAGCAUUAAUUAUCUAAAGUGCUUUUAUUUUAUAUUAGGACAAGUCUAUUAUUUUACAUCUUUUUCUAGUCUUCUUUUCGACUUGUAGUGUUAAAAUCUGAAGAAAAAUAUAUUCCUGUAAACUGCUAUUUAAACAAGCAAAAUUUAUUAAAUAGAUGCAAGUAGAACUCUUUGAGAAUUGGUGUAAAUCAAGUGGUCAAAUGUAAAAAUUAAACUUUUACUUUUAACCAAUCUGACACUAUAUUUUUGUCUGUGAUUCAUAUAAAAGUAUGAAAACAAAAAAACUAGUAAAUUGGUUUUGAAUUGAAUCUCAUUGAAAUUCUGUACCAAAUUAUGCUCUUUAUACCUUUAAAAAGUUGUUUUAAAUAUACCAUUACAAAAUAUUUAGAUUUUAAUUAUUAUUAGUAUUCAAACACUUACGGCUGUAUUCAUAUGAGAAUAAUUCACUGUGGCAAUGGUACGCAAUGUUUUGUCAAGGAUUUUAAGGUAGAAACAUGUAUUUUAAUAUUUUAUUUUGCUUCUUUAAUCCUUUAUUUGUGUAUGCACGAUACCCAGUCAUUCCAAUUGCAAAGCAUACUUGUUCUACUUAAAUAAGGUUAUGAAAUUGCAUGUAGUAGAUCAGAGGUAUAGGUCUGGAUCCUAUCUUGUUUCAUAUUCUGUUGAUACUGCAAAAUUAUAUCAAUGGCAGAUUUGUUUGUUGUCCUGUGUAGUAUUGUGACAUUAAAGGCGCUUCCCAU